AUGUUCCGACCGGACUACUGGACCGACGAUCCCAUGGACGGCAUUAUGGGAGGCGGCAUGCUCCGUGGAGGCCCUGCCGCACGUCGAUUUGAUGAAUACUACCGAUGCUAUCCCGUCGCGAUGCUUCCAGGUCCUGAGAGAGAGAAUGUUAAUCAUGGCGGCAAGGUCAUCAUGCCUCCGAGUGCACUUGACAAGCUUACCCGCCUUCAUAUUACCUAUCCUAUGCUCUUCGAGCUUCACAAUGGUGCCAGAGAGAGGAUGUCACAUGCGGGAGUAUUGGAGUUUAUCGCAGAGGAAGGAAAAAUUUAUCUCCCAUUCUGGCUUAUGCAAACUUUACUUCUGGAACCCGGUGAUCUACUACAGAUCAAGUCAACAGAUCUUCCUCCCGGCCAAUUUAUCAAGCUUCAGGCACAGUCCACCUCUUUCCUCGAUAUUAGUGAUCCAAAGGCCGUCCUCGAAAAUGCGUUCCGCAACUUCUCCUGCCUAAGCAAGGGCGAUGUCUUUACAUUCGGGUAUAACGAUCAGGUCUAUGAGAUGGCGGUUCUAGAAACGAAGCCCGCAGGCUCGAAGAAUGCGAUAUCCGUUCUGGAAACCGAUCUGGAAGUUGAUUUUGCUACUCCGGUUGGAUACGAGGAACCACAACGUACCAGCGGUACCAGCACUCCGGGAAGUGUGGUCAAACAUGGGAAGCUUCCCGCAGGUGGACUCCUGCAUCCUCACGGCUCCAUGGCGCAGUCUAUCAACUAUGCUGCCAUCGCUCCCGAGUCCACCGAUGCUGCUACUGGUGCCCGGGCCACAUCCUCGAACUUUCUGUCUGAGGGACAACGCCUGAAUGCCAAGAAGGGUAGCAAGGCGCCUACCCCGAAGGCUUCUACCCCCACCCCCGGAGCUACCAAUCCCCAGCAUCCGCCACCAGUGCGCAGAACUAACGGCCCCCAACCACUUCGUCUACCACCCAACCAACUCUUCUUCGGAUACGAAAUCAAACCAGUGAAGCCACGCGACGAAAAUGGACAGCCCCUUUUGCCCGAAGAUCAACCAACAUUUCAGGGCAUUGGUCAAACAUUGCGAGGAAAGAAGAAGGACCUCGGUGGUUCGGCCACUCCCACUUCUGACAGUGGGGCUGAGGGCCAGAAAGGCAAAGGCAAUGGUGGCGGUGGACGAACCCUGGGCAGCACCAAACGCUAA
Molecule: messenger RNA, 1188 nt
Organism: Penicillium longicatenatum
Lineage: Eukaryota; Fungi; Ascomycota; Eurotiomycetes; Eurotiales; Aspergillaceae
Product: polyubiquitin-binding protein UFD1
Exons: 3
Coding region: 1-1188 (395 amino acids)
Cellular component (GO): VCP-NPL4-UFD1 AAA ATPase complex
Molecular function (GO): polyubiquitin modification-dependent protein binding
Source: RefSeq, a predicted model, not a curated record